AUGUUCAAUUUCUUUGCAUCUGCUACAGUUCUCCUUACUUAUGCCCUCGUUGCAUCGGCAGUUCCUCAGCUUCCUCCCAUUGUUAUCCCAACUGUGCCAUCUCCACCGGGUUUUAACAUUACCAGCUUCGGUGUUAAUGGCUCUGGGUGCCCCCCAGGAUCCACAUACUACGUGGUGAAUCCGGACAGGACUGCCGUUACCGUCACUUUCAGUCAGUAUUUCGCUCAGUCGGGACCCGGAAUCCCGAUUAGCCAGAACCGCAAGAACUGCCAGUUGACCCUCGGAGUCUUCGUUCCUCCUGGCUUUACUUUCGGCAUUGCCACCGUUGACUACCGUGGCUAUUACCAGCUUGAUGAGGCCGUCACAGCUUCUCAGCAGUCGAUCUACUAUUUCCAGGGAGACCUCCAACAAGCGACGGCACGCUCCGACCUCGUUGGACCCGUUUUCGGCGACGAUUACACGUAUCGUGACACCUUCGACCUGGUUUCCACCGUCCAGGCGCCGUGCGGAGUUCCUUCCGUCUUGAACAUCCAGAGCGACAUUCGGACCAGCAACCAGAGGAACACCAAAGGCAGCGGUUACAUCGCCACGGACUCGGUUGACACCCACCUCAACACGACAUUCAACUUCCAAUGGCAAGUGUGCAAGUAA
Molecule: messenger RNA, 651 nt
Organism: Cyclocybe aegerita
Lineage: Eukaryota; Fungi; Basidiomycota; Agaricomycetes; Agaricales; Hemipholiotaceae
Source: the annotation of a GenBank genome assembly